GAGCGAGCGAGCGCGGGAGAGAGAGUGAGAGUGAGAGAGAGACGCCGCCGCACACUGGCAAAGGGAUCCUUAGCUGAACCGCGUACACCAGCCGGGUCUUUUACGCAAACAAGAAGGGAAUAAGAGAGCUACAACGACAUGAAUGACUGAACGAAUGAAUGAAUGAAUGAAUGGACUGGCGAGCGAAUAAAUGAAUGAGGCUGCGUCGCGGCGUGAACUGGAAUACGGACCUCAUGCGACAGAGCCGCGAUCCAGAAAGGCUCCCUGUGGAUUUUUAAUAAACCCAGAAGAGAAGAGAAGGCAACGAGCACCAUGUGAAGUUCCUCUCAGCGGCUCGUGAAGAAGCCUUUGCCGAGACAUCUCUCUCUCUCUCUCGCUCUCUCUCUCUCUUUCUCUCACUGACGAUGACUUUACGAAGGACUUCCCUCUGGGCACACCGGGUGGCAUUCCUCCUGACAGUGCUCCUCCCCCCCGAGGUCUCGUGGUGCCAGAGUUUUGGCACUUUCCAUGCCGAGAACCGCGACUGGACGUUCAACCACCUGACAGUGCACCAGAAGACGGGCAUGCUCUACAUUGGCGCUGUUAACCGGGUCUACAAGCUUUCGGGCAACCUGACGCUGCUGGUUUCCCACAACACAGGUCCCGAGGAGGACAACAAGUCCUGCUACCCGCCCCUCAUCGUCCAGCCGUGCAACGAGCCCCUGACCCUCACCAACAAUGUCAACAAGCUGCUGCUCAUCGACUACUCGCAGACCCGGCUGCUGGCCUGCGGCAGCCUGUAUCAGGGGGUGUGCAAACUGCUGCGUCUCGACGACCUCUUCAUCCUGGUGGAGCCCUCGCACAAGAAGGAGCACUACCUGUCGAGUGUCAACGAAACCGGCACCAUGUACGGCGUGAUCGUGCCCUCACAGGGCGAGGACGGCACGCUCUUCAUCGGGACCGCCGUGGACGGCAAGCAGGACUACUUCCCCACCAUCUCUAGCCGCAAGCUGCCCAAAGACCCCGAGUCAUCUGCCAUGCUGGACUAUGAGCUUCACACUGACUUUGUCUCCUCGCUGAUUAAGAUUCCGUCUGACACUCUGACCCUCGUCUCCCACUUUGACAUUUUCUAUGUUUACGGUUUCGCCAGUGGGAACUUUGUCUACUUCCUCACCGUGCAGCCAGAAACCCCUCUGGGCCUGAACUCGGGGGCUCACGGCACUGACCUCUUCUAUACCUCGCGCAUCGUGCGCCUCUGUAAGGAUGACAACAAGUUCCACUCCUAUGUCUCCCUUCCUAUUGGCUGCACACGCCACGGGGUGGAGUACCGGCUGCUGCAGGCCGCCUACCGGUCCAAGCCUGGGGAGGUACUGGCCGCGGCACUCAACAUCAGCGCCCAGGACGACGUGCUCUUCGCCGUCUUCUCCAAGGGCCAGAAGCAGUACCACCACCCGCCCGAUGACUCGGCCCUCUGUGUCUUCACCAUCCGGGACAUCAAUGCCCGCAUCAGGGAACGCCUGCAGUCCUGCUACCAGGGAGAGGGCAACCUGGAGCUCAACUGGCUGCUGGGCAAAGACGUCCAGUGCACCAAGGCUCCUGUACCAAUAGAUGACAACUUCUGUGGCCUGGACAUCAAUCAGCCCCUUGGGGGCUCCCAGCUGGUGGAGGGGCUCACCCUGUACACAGAGGUGCGGGACCGCAUGACCUCAGUGGCCUCUUACGUUUACAACAGAUACUGCGUGGCAUUUGUGGGCACCAAGAGUGGCAGACUCAAGAAGAUCCGAGUAGAUGGGCCACCUCAUGGAGGGGUCCAGUACGAGACCAUCUCCGCCAUUCGAGACGGGAGCCCCAUCCUUCGUGACAUGGCUUUUUCAGUGGACGGGAACUACUUGUACGUCAUGUCUGAGCGACAGGUAUCUCAAGUCCCAAUUGAGUCCUGCGACCAGUACACCACCUGCAGGGAAUGUUUGACCUCUGGGGAUCCCCACUGUGGCUGGUGUGUGCUUCAUAACAUGUGUUCCCGGAGGGACAGGUGCCAGCGGGCAGAGGAGCCUUUCCGAUUUGCUGCCACCAUUGAUCAGUGUGUGAGGGUCGUAGUGCAGCCGGACAGCAUUUCUGUCUCCGAACACAGUGAGCUGCUGAUGGUGAGAGUGAGCGAUGUUCCAGAUCUCUCCCCUGGCGUCACCUGCUCAUUUGGCAACCUGACGGAAGUGGAAGGCCAGGUGUCAGGGAACCAGAUCCUCUGCCUCUCUCCGGCACCUAAAGAUGUGCCAAAUAUACCAACUGAUCAAGACUGGUUUGGUGUGGAACUGCGGCUGAAUUCCAGAGAGACGGGGCAGAUGUUUGCCAGCACUGAAUUCCGGUUCUACAAUUGCAGCGUCCACCAGCUGUGUCUAUCCUGUGUGAACAGUGCCUUCCGCUGCCACUGGUGUAAAUAUCGCAACCUGUGCACUCACGACCCUACCAGCUGCUCCUUUCAGGAAGGCCGAGUCAAUGUCUCUGAGGACUGCCCACAACUUGUACCCUCGGAGGAAGUCCUCAUCCAUGUAGGAGAGGUAAAGCCCAUCACUCUGAAAGCUCGAAAUCUGCCCCAGCCUCAGUCAGGUCAGCGUGGCUACGAGUGCGUGCUGGACAUCCAAGGGGUCAGCCACCGGGUUCCUGCACUUCGGUUUAAUAGCUCAAGUGUGCAGUGCCAGAAUAGCUCGUAUAUUUAUGAUGGGAUGGACAUCAGCGAUUUGGCAGUGAAUUUCUCAGUGGUGUGGAAUGGAAAUUUCAUCAUUGACAAUCCAGAAAGCAUUAAAGUUCAUCUCUACAAAUGUGCAGCCCAACGAGAAAGCUGUGGCCUCUGCCUGAAGGCCGAGCGCAAGUUUGAAUGUGGCUGGUGCAGUGGAGAGAGUCGCUGUACUCUGCGGCAGCACUGUGCCCCCUUCAUCAACCAGUGGUUGGACCUGUCGAGCAAGAACGUCAAGUGCACCAACCCUCGCAUCACAGAGGUGACACCUUUGGCUGGCCCUCCGGAAGGAGGAACACGGGUUACCAUCCAUGGAGUCAACUUGGGCCUUGACUUCUCAGAAAUUGUCAACCACGUCCAAGUAGCUGGCGUCCCCUGCACUCCAAUGCGGGAGGGCUAUAUUGUGGCUGAACAGAUCGUAUGUGAAAUGGACCAAGCCCAGCCACAUUUCCAUUCUGGCCCUGUGCAGCUCUGCAUUGGGGAAUGCAAGCCAGAACUGAAAGCCAGAUCUGUGCAGCUGUACACCUUUGUGGGUCCAUCAGUGGAAGGUCUGUCUCCCAGUCGAGGACCGGAGUCUGGAGGAACAAAAGUUACCAUUUUUGGACAAAAUCUGGGCGCAGGCAGCAGUGUUUCUGUUCUCUUUGGAAAUCAGACCUGCGAGUUUUACGAACGGACACUGACUGAGAUUGUGUGCUGUUCUGCACCUUCACUGACAGGCGUUGGCCCAGUCCGCAUCACGGUGAGCGUGGAUCGUGCUCAAGUGGAGGAGAGUCUGCAGUUUGAGUACAUUGAAGACCCCAUGGUAGUGCGUAUCGAACCUGAGUGGAGCAUUGCAAGUGGACAUACCCCACUGACUGUGACAGGGACAAAUCUAGAUGUCAUCCAGGAGCCCCGGAUCCGGAUCAAAUACAACGGGCAUGAGUCGGUCAAUGUGUGUCGAGUUCUCAAUGGGACAACCAUGUCAUGUAUGGCCCCUCCACUGACCACUGAGUACCGACCUGGACUGGAUGCCGUGGAGCGCACUGAUGAGUUUGGGUUCAUCUUCAACAACGUGCAGGCACUGCUCAUCUACAACAACACCAAUUUCAUCUACUAUCCCAACCCCACCAUUGACCCACUCAGUGCCACUGGGGUAUUGGAACAAAAACCCGGCUCACCGAUCAUCCUGAAGGGAAAGAACUUAUUGCCACCCGCCUCUGGGGGUGCAAAACUGAACUACACAGUUUUGAUUGGGGACAGGCCAUGCUCCGUCACAGUAUCUGAAACCCAGCUACUGUGUGAGCCCCCAAAUCUGACGGGACAGCAUAAGGUUGUGGUCCAAGUUGGAGGCUUACAGGUUUCCCCAGGAUCCGUGCACAUCCUCUCAGACAGCCUGCUGACCCUGCCAGCCAUUGUGAGCAUUGCUGCUGGUGGGGGGCUCCUCCUUCUCAUUGUCAUCAUGGUCCUCAUUGCCUACAAGCGCAAAUCCCGUGAGAAUGACCUCACCUUGAAGAGGCUGCAGAUGCAGAUGGACAACCUUGAAUCGCGGGUGGCACUGGAGUGCAAGGAAGCCUUUGCAGAGCUGCAGACAGACAUUAAUGAACUCACCAGUGACCUUGACCGGGCAGGAAUCCCACAUCUUGACUACCGUACCUAUGCCAUGCGGGUUCUGUUCCCGGGCAUUGAAGACCAUCCGGUGCUGCGGGAGCUUGAGGUUCCAGGGAAUGGCCAGCAAAAUGUGGAGAAAGCCCUCAAAAUGUUUGCACAGCUUAUUAAUAACAAGGUCUUCUUGCUAACCUUCAUCCGCACCCUGGAGCUCCAGCGCAGCUUCUCCAUGCGGGAUCGGGGAAAUGUGGCAUCCCUCAUCAUGACUGCUCUGCAGGGCAAACUGGAAUAUGCCACUGAUGUGCUGAAGCAUCUGCUUUCUGACCUCAUCGACAAAAACCUAGAAAGCAAGAACCAUCCGAAGCUGUUGCUGCGCAGAUCCCCCAUCCUGACUUUGACUGUGGGCACCAACUCGUGUAGUAAAGAGAGAGUACAGGCGGUGGAUGGAAUGAGUGCAUCAGGCUUAACACCUCACUACGGGAGCCCUUUGCAUGCCUUGGUUAUGCUCUCCUCCACAUGGACCGAAUCUGUUGCAGAAAAAAUGCUGACCAAUUGGUUUGCCUUCUUGCUCCAUAAAUUUCUAAAGGAAUGCGCAGGUGAACCCCUCUUCAUGCUUUACUGUGCGAUCAAGCAGCAGAUGGAGAAAGGACCAAUCGAUGCCAUUACUGGGGAGGCCCGCUACUCUCUGAGUGAGGACAAGCUCAUCCGGCAGCAGAUCGAAUACAAGACUUUGAUCCUUAACUGUGUGAAUCCAGACAAUGAAAACAGUCCCGAGAUUCCAGUCAAGGUUUUAAAUUGUGACACCAUCACACAAGUCAAGGAAAAGAUUCUCGAUGCUGUCUAUAAGAAUGUGCCAUACUCCCAGCGCCCACGGGCUGUUGACAUGGACCUCGAAUGGAGACAGGGUCGCAUGGCCCGUGUGGUGCUACAGGAUGAAGACAUCACAACUAAGAUUGAGAAUGACUGGAAGCGGCUUAACACACUAAUGCACUACCAGGUGUCAGAUCGCUCUGUGGUGGCACUGGUCCCCAAGCAGACCUCCUCAUAUAACAUCCCUCCUUCCACCAGCUUGUCACGCACCUCCAUCAGUCGAUAUGCAGACUCCACAUUCAGGUACACGGGCAGCCCUGAUAGCCUGCGCUCCCGUGCACCGAUGAUCACGCCUGAUCUGGAGAGUGGCGUCAAGGUGUGGCACCUGGUCAAGAAUCAUGAGCAUGGAGACCAGAAAGAAGGUGACAGAGGCAGCAAGAUGGUUUCAGAAAUCUACCUAACCCGCCUGCUUGCUACCAAGGGUACACUGCAGAAGUUUGUGGACGACCUCUUCGAGACGCUCUUCAGCACCGUCCACCGAGGGAGUGCCCUGCCUCUCGCUAUCAAGUACAUGUUUGACUUCCUGGAUGAGCAAGCAGACAAACACGGCAUCUACGACACCGACGUGCGGCAUACUUGGAAAAGCAACUGUCUGCCACUAAGGUUUUGGGUGAAUGUAAUCAAGAAUCCACAGUUUGUCUUUGACAUCCACAAGAGCAGCAUUACGGACGCCUGCCUGUCAGUGGUGGCCCAAACGUUCAUGGACUCCUGCUCUACGUCUGAGCACCGCCUUGGGAAAGACUCACCGUCCAACAAGCUGCUGUAUGCCAAGGAUAUCCCCAACUACAAGAGCUGGGUGGAGAGGUACUACGCUGAUAUUGCCAGGCUGCCAGCCAUCAGCGACCAAGACAUGAACGCCUACCUCGCAGAACAAGCGCGUCUACACUCCUCGGAGUUCAACAUGCUGAGUGCGCUGAACGAGAUUUAUUCUUAUGUCAGCAAGUACAGUGAAGAGAUAACGGCGGCCCUGGAGUUGGAUGAACAAGCACGACGGCAGCGGCUGGCGUAUAAAGUGGAGCAGCUCAUCGGUGCCAUGUCAGUGGAGAGCUGAGGACAAAUUAGGGGGGCAAGAAAGAGAAAAAGAGAAACGAAAACCCCUGAAACACAAAGAAACCAAAUCAUCCAAAAACGGACAAAUGCCAGAGAGAGAGUUUUGGAAAAGAGGAUAGCAGCUUCUUGAAGCUGCGCCAGGCAGGCUGCCACUUUGGAGACCCCUGUCUCCCCCCCCCACCACUACCACCCCAUAUCUGGACCUGAGGAGAGGGGGUGAUGAACCCAACGAAAGCGGGGCCUGCCUUGCCGGAAACGUUGCAUGGGAAUCAAGACGUGUAUAUUCUUGAAGCCGAGUGUAGUGGAUUAGCUUGCAUUUUUGAUUUUUGAUUUUCGCGGCGUCAGAGCGGGUGCACUCACUUCUUUCACACUCUUCCCAGUUAAUUCAAGCGGCCCACUGGUGAACUAAGCAGCAGCCUGCUGUGCCUGCCGUGUCCACUCGCACAACUUUGCACAUGAAGCUGUUUUCUCAUCCGAGGAAUGGCCUGCCGUAUCAGAGGCAGCGAAGGCGCACCGAGCAGACGAGGACCCCCGGUUUUAUUUGUCUUCGGUAUGCGUGAGUGUAGAGACGUGCGUCUUUAAAGAGGCGAUUUGGUUUUUUACUAAGGUCCUACAGGAAGAGGCAUUUCGCCCCGUCUCCUUACCUCCAUGGAGCUUUUCUGCCAGCCGACAUGGAGACGAGUCCCAAACCCCAGUGCCACCUGCCCUGCCCUCAUCGGGGGGCUCCGAUGUUCAGAGUCACUUGGCACUUAAAAUACCUGCAGACACCGCGGAAUAAAUGGAAAGAAGAAUUCACGCCAACCUGGGGGGAGGCGAAGGAGCAGCCAUGGGAGCUUCUGCCGGUUUUGGAGGUCCCUGUUGCUCCCCCUUCUCUUCCCACGUCCCAUUCCCCCCGAAAGGACUCUGCCAGUUUGUGGCGCGCUUGCCAGAGAGAAGGCUGGGGACGUGUCACAACCUGGAGCAUGGUACCAACGUGGCAAAGACUGCUGGGAGCAACAAAGAGAGUCUGCCACUGACGAGGGGCAAGGAGCUCCGGGGGGCAGUCGAGGAAAAGAGAAGAUGGCACUGAUAUCACAACACAUAGUGUUCGACCUUCAGUGUUUACACCAAAUGAUACUUGAAGAAGUCCUUUUAUUUAAUGUUAUUUAUUUAUGUCUAUUUAUGAUGAGCGGCGGCCCCCCGUGUGGGUCGAGUCGUGUCGCGCCCGCCGCACUUCCACGCUUGUUCCCUUUGCGCCCGCACGUGCAUUUCGUCGACAUUCCUGCUGCUUUUCUAACCAUCAAAGUCCCGCUCCAGAAAUGAAAGAAGAAGGUCAAUAUGGCCUCGUACCUUACAGGCAGGCACUGCACGGGGGGCUGGCGGUGCCCGUUUGAAGACGCCGUUGGCCUCGGAUUCCUGCUUGCGCUUUGAAGCAGAACUUUGAUCUUGGAGUGACGUGCAGUGCAGCGUGUGAUCAGGAGAAGCAAAAAGGGCCCAGAGGCACGGCGCGUGGCACACGACAUGUGACCAGGGUGGGCAGGCCCUCACAUGGUGCUGUCUGGGGUCCGCCACCUGCCUGGACUGGGCAAAUGGUACCCUCCUGAUGCCCACCUGCUUGCCCUCACAGAGCAAAAGAUUUAAAGCCAAAAAUGAUCUGAUAAAAAGGGAACAAGCCGAGGGCGGACCACCGGAGAUGAGGUGCCAGCGAGCGCAGCAGAGAGACGCCGUGUGCCCCCCGCCGCUCUUUGCUUGCUUUUUAACUUCAGAUUUUUGAUUGUUUUUCCUGUUUUGUCUCAUUAGUGACCUCAACAAAGAAAAAAAAAAGGGGUCUAAACACACAAACACUGGGGCUGCUGGCUGGCGCUUGUGCUUUGUUGAGGGGUCUUGAGUUUGUUUGUUUGUUUGUUUGUUUGUUUGUUUGUUUUUUCACCCCCCACUCUCGUCACACGCUGACCACCUUUGGCUGCGAGGCCAUCCAGCUUUGUUUGGCGUGUCCACGCCAUGCUUUAAACCUGGGCGCGCUGGCAUCCUCCUUCACCUCAGAAGAUGCCCGGGCCGUAACACCCACAGCUGCCCGUGGACCACCCGGCUGGAUGUCAGUUUCCUCGCCGUCCGUUUUCAGCACUGGAACUCUCCCUUGUCGUCCUCAACGAAUGCAAACUGAAUAAAGUGUACAGAAAAAAUAAUAAUAAUAAUAAUAAUAAUACUAAUAAAUCCCUGCAAUGGCUGUCUGUUCAUGUUGUUUUCUAAAGGUGUCGUGAAAACUGUAAGAAAAGGUAAAGUAUUUAAAAACAAAAAGACUUCAAUUCCAAAACACACGUUGUCGUUUAUUCUAGGGUUUUGGUUACCAUAAUAUAUUAUCGUGUACCUAUUGUAAAUAUGAAGCACUCCUAUUUUGCAAGCCAAGGACUCACUUUGUACUGUUGUUAUAUAUAAAUAAACUUUACUGUUU
This is a messenger RNA of Polypterus senegalus (gray bichir), 8645 nucleotides long. RefSeq names its product plexin A2 (gene plxna2). Gene Ontology annotation, molecular function: semaphorin receptor activity; protein binding. The record is from RefSeq and is a predicted model, not a curated record. The transcript is spliced from 33 exons. Gene Ontology annotation, cellular component: semaphorin receptor complex. Lineage: Eukaryota; Metazoa; Chordata; Cladistia; Polypteriformes; Polypteridae. The coding region runs from base 405 to 6215 and encodes 1936 amino acids. Gene Ontology annotation, biological process: regulation of cell migration; regulation of cell shape; semaphorin-plexin signaling pathway involved in axon guidance.